CGGAACUAAAGUGACGGUCAUGUGAUUGCAGUCAGGACUUGAUUAGCGACCGCACUGUUUACUUUCCGCUGCAGGAAUGCCACUCGACUUUCUUUAACCAUGUACUCUCACGGUGCAGAGAGUUUAAUUAAACAAGCAAGGGAGAUUCAGGAGUCUGAGCUGCAGAAGUUUUACAGCAGAUUAGUCAAGCUGCUCCAGGGAAAGGAGCUCGGUCAUGAGACUGUCGACUCCCUGCAAAGGCUGCACCUCAUCCUCUCCGCCACCAAGUACACCAGGAUGUUGCCUCCAGAGCUUCAGAAGAAGGUUCAGUCGCUCCUCUCGUCACCUAAGGAGCAUUUUCAGGUGCUGAGCUCGGCUGUGCUCAGGGAGACGCUGCCGCUCUCUGGGCAGGAAGGGAACUACAACCAGGAGAACCUCAGUCAACUGAACAGCCAUGCUGCUGCCCUGCUGCUCUCACAGGCUGGAUCCAGGGCUGAUCUGUCGUCUCUCUGCGCUCAGCUCCUUCGCAGUCUGGAAAGCAGACAGUCGGAGGGGCCAGCUCACUCGCUCACACACACCCUGCCGAUCCUCAACACCAUCCUCACACUCAGCCCAGAGUGCCUCACUGCAGACCACGUGACCCUCCUGAGUAAAAAGCUUGUUGAUUGGUUGCGUUAUGCCAGCAUCACUCAGGGAGGCGGUGCUUCCUCAGGAGGAUUUUUCACAGGCCCCAGGUCACGUCAGCCGGUACCGACAGCAGAGCUGGAUGGAGCGGUGUCAGGGGAUUUCUUCACUGUGCUGUGUGUGGGCCAGGGCUUCACAGAGGACCAGUGGAUGAACGUGUACUCCUUUUCCAUGCUUCGCCAUUGGCUCCUCACCUACCACUCUGUUUCGAGCGGCAACGGCACAGCUGACACUGCAAACAGGCUACAGCUAAGCCUCUCCCUCUCCUACUCCUUUUCUAAUGAUGACCGGUCGGAGGUGGACGGAUCAGUGGUUUCCAUGGUUUCAGCGACUUCCUCCUCUGGCCGAUUGCUGCCUCCAAAGGAGCGUCUGAGGGAGAAGUCUUUCCAGUACUGCCUACGCCUCAUCGAACAGAGCGAUCGCAAGGCACACAAAAAGACCGAUACGGACCUGCAGAAAGCGUGUCUGGUGGAGGCGGUGUGUAUCCUGGACUGUGUGUGUGAAGAGGACGCCUCGCUGGUCUUCCGAGCGUUCCCAUGCAUUAAGGCGCUCUUUGGUCGGCUCAGCUCAGACCUGUCGUUUGCCAGAGUCCUGCUGCCCAUAGCUCAGUUCUAUCUCAACCAUGGCGAGAUGGCGGCAGUGGACUGCGAGAGUGUGUGGAAGCUGGUGUUUGGCCGAUUCCCUGCCGAGCUGUUCAACGACCACUUCCUGGCACACGAGCUUCUACGCUUCCUUCGACUGAACCUCAAGAGCCUGCAGUGCCGAGUCCCACAUUACACCCGCUCCUUCCCAAACCUGCUGAAGUUCUUAGCGUGGGACAGCCCAGCGGUGGUAGAUGACUUUGUGGAUUUGCUGCCCUCUCUGGUGACAGCUGGAACUGCAGUGGAGCUUCUCCACACUCUGCUGGACCUGCCCUGUCUCUCUGCCACACUGGUCUUGCAAGUCAGGUCAACUUGUUUGCCCAUCUCUGACCCAGGAGGACAUGGCCUCCAGUCACCUGAUGCAUAUCGAAACCCAUCUUUCCGAGGGCUUUUCCUCUUCCUGCUUCGAGGGGAUGCCGGCUCAGGUGACACCAUCGACCGACUCAGCACGCUCCAUGAGCUGCUAGCUGAGACUACUGAUUGGCCGAGAGUGGUUCAGUGUGCCCAGACUGUCCCCUUGCUUUUGCACAUUUUUUUCAACACGGUCAUUCCGGGAGCCGAUGAGAAGCUUUUAUCACACUUGAUUCUGGUGAUGCUGGAGAGAAGUAGCCUCCUCCUCAACAUCCCUGAAUACAGUAAAGAGAUACACAGGGUGUUCAGCAGCCACCUGCUGAGGUUUUGCAAGCUCCACCCGUCUCUUGUAGUGGACCAGUCUCACGAGCUGCUGGAGUUCGCUGGAGCCAUAACCAACGUCUACAGCAAAGAAGAAAUCUACACACAUGUGGUGUGGGUUCUGGGAGAGUUCCUCUCCGUGUCAUGCGACUCCCGCUGCUCCGUGAGGCUCAUCACUUCCUGUUUUGAGGCGCUGGAGGCGGUGCUGUUUGAGAUCACUUCAUCUGUCCCGCCACCUGGAGCAGAUUGCCCCGCACCCAGAGUCGUCACCACGCUAAUGAGCGCUCUGGCUAAGCUGGCGUCACGAUCACAUGACCUCAUACCCAGGGUGUCUCUGUUCCUCUCCAAGCUAAGAACGCUAACCAGAGGCGGAUCAGUUGCCUGGUGCUCCGAUGAAGAGGACCUUGUUGCCAUAGUAACGCGAGGCGAGGAGUUGUGGUCGCUGCUGAAAGCCCCCGGUGUGGCUCAGAGCGUCCUGACCCCACCUCCACACGUCACCACACCCCAGUGGCACAGAGACACUAAUGUGGCCAUGCCGCUGCGACUGCGGGCCCUCACCAGCCUCACACACUCACAAUAACACACUCCCAAUCACAUACACACACUGAAAUGCACAUCACACAUCAUCAUUUUGAAUUCGCAGCUGGAGAUUCCCUCAUGAAAUCCUACUGAAUCUGGAUUUUUGCACAUUAUUCUUGUAAAUAAAGACAUUAUUUGAUUGA
Molecule: messenger RNA, 2698 nt
Organism: Perca fluviatilis (European perch)
Lineage: Eukaryota; Metazoa; Chordata; Actinopteri; Perciformes; Percidae
Gene: ap5z1
Product: adaptor related protein complex 5 subunit zeta 1
Exons: 18
Coding region: 100-2556 (818 amino acids)
Cellular component (GO): AP-5 adaptor complex
Source: RefSeq, a predicted model, not a curated record